Molecule: messenger RNA, 738 nt
Organism: Suillus subalutaceus
Lineage: Eukaryota; Fungi; Basidiomycota; Agaricomycetes; Boletales; Suillaceae
Exons: 8
Coding region: 1-738 (245 amino acids)
Source: RefSeq, a predicted model, not a curated record
AUGCGCCUCCUUGACACUACCCGAAGAGAAGACAGCAGGGUCGGAUGGAAGGAUAUCGACACUGGGUCUUCUGACUGUACCAGCAUUCACAUGACUUCCCAGGGUGAUGGGGCUUGCAUCCGCUUCGAGGAAUUGGAGGUAGACCACCUUUUGGUGGCACUGAGCAUUCAAGCGGCGUAUAUCACCCAGCUGUGUCCUGAGGAUGCACUUGUGACGGUCGGUGAACGAGUUAUCAGUUGGCUAGCCACGCGUCGAAAGCCGAAAGCGAAAGUCGAAAUCGAAAUCGAAAUUCCAUAUCGGGAAACAAAAGAAAUCAAUAUUUUUGUCCUUUCCUGUACUCGAACAGCAAGCUCAGACCUUUGCGUUUCCUCGAUCGGUACCAAUCCAGCGGCUCGCGUCCCCCUCGGAUUAGUCCCGGUCGUGUCGGCAUACCCUGAACGUCAGGCAGCUGGAAUUUCAAUGGAAUACUCCAUCAGGAUAUUGGAAGGAGCUCCAAAACGACUAAUGAGUUCGGAACACAACCGAAUUCUGCCGUGGAGUCACAUCGGCCAGGAGGAUAAGAUUGGCAACUGGUCGGCUGUAAUGGAGGGGCAGGUCAUGUGCAUGGUUGAUGAUCAAUUCCUGAAACAUGGUCUUGCCAGUUCUCAGAAGUUGUGUCACCCCAAGAGCCAGGGAACCGAAGACGUACUUGUCAUCAAUUCAUCCAUAUAUAACCACUACUUCUGUCUAUUUAUGUAA